Naegleria fowleri is the source of this 1005-nucleotide messenger RNA. RefSeq lists its product as uncharacterized. The coding region runs from base 1 to 1005 and encodes 334 amino acids. The transcript has a single exon. Lineage: Eukaryota; Heterolobosea; Eutetramitea; Acrasida; Naegleriidae. The record is from RefSeq and is a predicted model, not a curated record. Gene Ontology annotation, molecular function: methyltransferase activity.
AUGUCUCAAAUUGAGAAUUGCAUUCAAUCAUCAUCCACAGACUCCGAAGGUACAACAAAAACAACAAAUCAUUCAAAAAUUGAAAUUCAUGUUGCAGAGUUUUAUAGUGGAAUCGGAGGAACAAAAAUGGCCGUAGAACUCAUUGAAGCGUUUAUUGAACAAUUUUUUAUGAAUAAGAACCCUUCAAAUGAUGGAUUAUCUGUUGUCAUUCCGAACAAAAUUAAAUUUUCAUGGAUUGGAGCAUUUGAUAUCAACGAAAAUGCAAAUAUACUAUACAAACAUUUAUUUGGACACGAACCUUGUGCAAAGGAUAUUGCUCAUAUUCCAAUUUGUGAUUUUGAAAGACAAUACUUUAAGAAAAUUUUGGAAAAGAGAAAAGAACAAUAUUCAAAUUCGUCAUCUACCUUUGAAAAGUCUCAAAAGAAGCAAAAACUCAGCGAAAAUUACUCUCAGAUGGAAACAUUCUCAAAAAUUUUGUGGACAAUGUCUCCUCCUUGUCAACCCUUUACACUCAAUGGAAAUAGAAAAGACAAUGAAGAUGAUAGAACAAGAAGUUUUUUAUAUUUAAUGAGCGAACUUUUCCCUAAAAUAUUGCCGGAUUAUAUAUUUGUUGAAAAUGUCAAAAAUUUUGAGAUAUCGAAAACUAGACAACAUUUAGUGAACCAGUUAACAAACCAUGGAUAUCAAUUUAAGGAAUUUCUUUUAUGCCCAACUCAGUUAGGCCUUCCCAAUCAGCGUGUGAGAUAUUAUCUUAUAGGACGAAGAGUAGAAUUCAACAUUGAAAAUGCUGUGAACAUUACUGAAAUCUCUCAAAUGAUAGAAAUCCCACUGAAUUUACAGACUUGCCUUCCUGAUUACAUGUUUUUAAAAUCUGAAAAUAAUCAAUUACGACCUCUUCUUGAUUAUGACCGAGUUUUUAAUCACCCGAAACAAAUUGAUCAAUUAGAAAAGCAAGGAAAGCAAGCAACUUUUUGGAUCUCUAUAAUCUUUCUUCGAUAUUGCUAA